UUAUGUCUGUUUCCAUGAGAGAUUUGGAUCCAGCUUUCCAGGGAGCUGGACAAAAGGCUGGACUUGAAAUAUGGCGCAUUGAGAAUUUAAAACCAGUUGCUGUUCCGACUUCCUCCUAUGGGACGUUUUUCACAGGGGAUUCCUACGUUAUCUUGAAGACAACAGCUUCAAAAGGUGGUGCACUGCGUCAUGAUAUCCAUUACUGGCUGGGUAAAGACAGCAGUCAGGAUGAAGCUGGCGUUGCAGCCAUCAAAACGAUUGAGCUGGAUGCAGCUCUUGGAGGACGUGCUGUACAGUAUCGGGAAUCACAGGGUCAUGAAACUGAAAAAUUCUUGUCUUAUUUCAAACCAUGUAUAAUUCCUCAAGAAGGUGGAGUUGCCUCUGGUUUCAAACAUGCUGAGGCUGAGGAACAUACAACACGUUUGUAUGUAUGCCAAGGGAGACAUGUUGUACGUGUCAAAGAGGUUCCUUUUACACGCUCAACACUCACCCAUGAUGAUGUUUUUAUUCUGGAUACCAAGUCUAAAAUCUUUCAAUUUAAUGGUUCUAAUUCAUCUAUUCAAGAAAGGGCUAAAGCAUUGGAAGUACUACAGUAUAUAAAGGAUAACUACCAUGAUGGAAAAUGUGAUGUUGCCACUGUUGAGGAUGGAAGGUUGAUGGCUGAUGCUGAUGCUGGAGAAUUUUGGGCCUUCUUUGGGGGCUUUGCUCCUCUUCCACGGAAAACAGCCAGUGAUGAUGAUAAUACUGUUAAUUCUCAGCCUCCUAAGCUGCUAUGUAUUGUGAAGGGGCAGGCAGAACCUACUGAGAGUGAUUCUUUGACAAGAGAGCUACUAGACACAAAUAAAUGUUAUAUUCUUGAUUGUGGUUUGGAAGUCUUUAUUUGGAUGGGAAGAAAUACCUCUCUUGAUGAAAGAAAAAGUGCAAGUGCAGCUGCAGAAGAAUUAAUCAGUUGCCCUGAUCGACUAAAAUCUCACAUAGUUCGUGUGAUUGAAGGAUUUGAAACUGUGAUGUUCAGGUCCAAGUUUGAUUCUUGGCCUCAAGCACCUAACGUAACUGUGUCAGAAGAUGGUCGUGGCAGGGUGGCAGCGCUUCUAAAGCGUCAAGGAGUGGACGUCAAGGGUCUGUUGAAAGUUGAUCCAGUAAAAGAAGAACCUGAACCCCACAUUGAUUGCACAGGACGUUUGCAGGUUUGGCGGGUGAAUGGCCAGGAAAAGAUUCUACUUCAAGAUUCUGAUCAAUCAAAACUUUAUAGUGGUGAUUGCUAUGUCUUUCUCUACUCAUAUCCAGGAGAAGAUCGAGAAGAACAUCUUGUAAUGACAUGGAUUGGAAAGAACAGUGUUGAGGAAGAAAGAACUUCAGCUAUUUCAUUGGCAAGCAAAAUUGUUGAAUCAAUGAAGUUUAUCCCUACCCAGGCUCGAAUCUAUGAAGGGAAUGAGCCAAUUCAGUUUUACUCCAUCCUCCAAAGCUUUAUUGUUUUUAAGGGUGGUCUUAGUAAUGGAUAUAAAAAUUACAUUACGGAGAAGGAAAUUCCGGAUGACACUUACAAGGAAGAUGGUGUAGCACUGUUCCGCAUCCAGGGCUCAGGACCUGAAAGCAUGCAAGCUAUACAAGUCGAUCAAGUCGCUUCCUCCUUGAAUUCCUCAUAUUGCUACAUACUUCAUGAUGGGCCCACAGUCUUCACUUGGCUUGGGAGCCUUACGAACUCAGAUGAUCAUGAACUAGUUGAGAGGAUGCUGGAUUUGAUAAAGCCGGAAUUACAAACCAAACCACAAAAGGAAGGUUCAGAGUCGGAACAGUUUUGGGAUUUGUUAGGAGGAAAAUCAGAAUAUCCCAGUCAAAAGAUUGUAAGGGAUGCCGAAAGUGAUCCUCGCCUAUUUUCUUGCAACUUAUCAAAAGAAAAUUUGAAGGUGACAGAAGUAUACAACUUUUCCCAGGAUGAUUUAAUGACUGAAGAUAUUAUGGUCUUGAAUUGUCACUCAGAAAUCUUUGUCUGGGUUGGCCAGCAGAUUGACCUCAAGAGUAGAACGAAAGCUCUAACAAUUGGAGAGAAAUUUCUUGAGCAUGAUUUUUGUAUGGAAAAUUUAUCUCGUGAAGCUCUAAUAUAUGUUGUGAUGGAAGGGAGUGAACCACCUUUCUUCACUCGCUUCUUCAAAUGGGAGUCUGCAAAAUCUGCGAUGCUGGGAAACUCAUUUCAAAGGAGGCUUACAAUAAUGAAAAAUGGGGGCACUCCACCUUUGGAUAGACCAAAACGGAGAACAUCGGUGUCUUAUGGAGGACGGUCGGGUGGUGCACCAGAAAAAGCCCAGCGUUCUCGCAGUGUGUGCGCUACUCCUGAUCGUGUUCGUGUGAGGGGCAGGUCUCCAGCCUUUAAUGCGUUGGCAGCUGCAUUUGAAGGUCCCAAGGACAGAAACCUUUCAACCCCACCUCCUAUUGUUAGAAAGCUGUAUGCGAAGUCUCUGACGCCAGAGUCAGCAAAAUUGGCACCCAAAUCUGCAGUUAUAGCUGCACUAAGUUCCAGUUUUGAAGCAUUCCGUCCAUCAAAAGAAAAUUUUAUCCCUCGAUCAUUCAAAGUGAACCGAGAGUCCUCAAAGCCAGAGACGAGCAAUGGGAGAGAUUCUAUGGGCAGUAUAGAAGAAGAUAUGAAAGAGGGUGAAGCUGAAGAUGAUGAAGGUCUCCCCGUUUACCCAUAUGAACGUCUCAAAAUAGGAUCUGAAGAUCCCGUACCAGACAUUGAUGUGACCAGGCGAGAGGCUUAUAUGUCAGCUGAGGAGUUCAAAGAGAAGUUGGGGAUGACAAAAAAGGAUUUCUACAAGGUGCCCAAAUGGAAACAGAACAAACUCAAGAUGGCCAUUCAGUUAUUUUGAGUCGCAGCAUACCUUUCAUUCUAUCAGAUCCCUGUGGUUUAGGUUGCAGGGAGCUUCUGAUCCGAGUGUGAUCUUUAUUUUCCAGUGAGAAGAAACUGGUCAUAUGGAAGAGCAAAGGGACAGCAUCAGUGUAUUUUUUUUUUAAGGGUAGCUGCUUCUGCUCCCAACAAGCCUUUUCAUGAAGAAUGAAAAUUAGAGAUUUUUAGCAUUCAUUCUUUCUGGAUCUAGUUGCCUGGAAAUAUGUGUUUUGUAGAGCACAGGUUGUAUUUUGACAUGCCCCUUUUAUUGGGAUUUUCAUGUCAAUCUUCAUUCUUUGAUUCAAAUUUGUUUGGCAAAGUAACUGAACCUGCAAAUGCAGUCUACUUAUAGGUGUAAUGAUAAUUGAGGAUGAAGUGUGUGUGUGUGUACAGCUUUGUAAA
Messenger RNA from Neltuma alba, 3283 nucleotides. Its product is annotated as villin-4. Gene Ontology annotation, biological process: actin filament severing; cytoskeleton organization. Lineage: Eukaryota; Viridiplantae; Streptophyta; Magnoliopsida; Fabales; Fabaceae. Gene Ontology annotation, molecular function: actin filament binding. The coding region runs from base 3 to 2864 and encodes 953 amino acids. The record is from RefSeq and is a predicted model, not a curated record. The transcript has 23 exons.